Messenger RNA from Notolabrus celidotus (New Zealand spotty), 1848 nucleotides. RefSeq names its product claudin 1 (gene cldn1). The record is from RefSeq and is a predicted model, not a curated record. Gene Ontology annotation, cellular component: bicellular tight junction; plasma membrane. Bases 737 to 1387 code for a protein of 216 amino acids. Gene Ontology annotation, molecular function: structural molecule activity. NCBI's taxonomy places the organism in Eukaryota, Metazoa, Chordata, Actinopteri, Labriformes, Labridae. The transcript is spliced from 6 exons. Gene Ontology annotation, biological process: cell adhesion; bicellular tight junction assembly.
UGUUAACUCCUGAAAAAUACCAUCAGCAAGCUCUGAAAUCGUAUUCCCCUCCAAGUGAAGCUCAAUCAGCUGAGACAUAUUGUGAAACGUGUCAGCUGUCAGAUUGCUGAUGAGGUUGUAGUUAAUUUUCAGGGUCUCAAGCCUUUCGAGACCAGCAAAGGUUUCCCUUUUCAAUUCUUUUAAUUUAUUUUGUGACAAAUCCAGGGCAUGCAGAUUGUUGAGCUUUAGGAAUAUAAAUGCAGGCAGAUCUGAUAUGAGGUUGUACUUCAUUUGAAGACUUUCCAGCUGCUUGAGGGAGUCAAACAUACCAGGAAGCACCGUCUUAAACUUGUUAUAGUUUAGAAGCAGUUUAGUCAAGUUCUCCUGCUCUGAAAAAGUCCCCAGAUACAAAUGAUCCAGAAGAGGGUUCCCACUGAUUUCCAGCUCCUGCAGCUUGUUCAGAUGUGCAAAAGCCUGAGAGUGAAUACUUCUGAGGACAUUACUAAGGAAGAUUAAUUUGGUGAGUUGUGGGCUCUCUUCUAAAGUGUUGGGGAAGAGGUGGGCCACACUGGAGGUCAUGAGAAUAAACUCUGUAACCUGUCCGGACAUGUUUCUGGGUAAAGCUGAAAUCCACGAGUCAGCACACAGGACUUGGACAGGAGUGAAACACUGACAUCGAUACGGACACAAGGUUUGAAGCUAUUCCUGACUCCUGACAUUCCUGGAUCCUCCCUCUCCUCCAGGGUGUUCCCAGAGGAUGCACAGUGAAGCAAUGGCCAAUGCAGGAAUUCAGCUGCUUGGCUUCACGCUGGCCUUCUUGGGCUUAAUCGGCACUAUAGUAUCCACAAUCAUGGUGGAGUGGAAAGCUUCGUCGUAUGCAGGAGAUAACAUAAUCACAGCUCAGGCUCUGUAUGAAGGCCUGUGGAAGACCUGCGCAUCACAGAGCACCGGGCAGAUUCAGUGUAAAGUGUAUGAUUCACUUCUUCAACUACCAGGGCUCGUUCUUGGCACUCGGGGGUUGAUGCUCUGCUCCAUCUUGCUCAGCUUUUUCGCCAUGCUUGUGGAGGCAGUGGGCAUGCGGUGCACCACCUGUAUGGCAGAAACACCUGAGCAGAAGGACAAAGUGGCUCUAGCUGGAGGGAUCAUGUUCAUUUUUGCUGGUCUGCUCGCUCUGGUGGGAACAUCUUGGUAUGGAAACCGAAUAGCCAGAGACUUUUACAACCCCUUCACCCCCACUAACUCCAAGUUUGAGUUUGGAAGCGCCCUGUUUGUUGGAUGGGGGGCAGCCUGUCUUGUAAUUAUAGGAGGGGGCUUCCUCUGCAGCAACUGUUCCAGUAAGAGCUCUGGGAAAUCUCCACGCUACCCCCCGACUAGCUCUUCAAGCCAGUCAGGCAGAGACUAUGUUUAGGAGAAUACAGGAUGAACUCUGCCUUUAUUUUUCACAGGGAACUUGUCUUUAACUUGUUAUUUGGAUGAUUUUUUAUUUGCAGCUUGUGAAUUUGCUGGAUAUAUAUUGGGUGAAUGUUCUUAUUUGAUGUAAAUUGCACUCAACUUCUUAGUAGGGAUGACAAAAACACAUUGGUAUCCCUCAGAUCUGUUAUAGAGACGUACUGACCCUGGACACAAAUUCAGGAAAUAGACAUUGGCAUAAAUAAAAGCAACAACAAAUUCAGCUUAGAAUGAAAUACUAUAAAACACAUUAUAAUACUUGUGGGACUUGCAGUCUUGUUUUACCUCUUCAUUUACUGACCUUGUGACCUUUUUGUUUUUACUUGUUAUUUUUUUCAACUUGAUGUAAUGCUUUUAAAUGAGUAUUCAUAUGUGGUUUUUGCUGUAGGCGUACAAUAUUCUUGUACAGUAAAGGAUAAG